Urocitellus parryii (Arctic ground squirrel) is the source of this 490-nucleotide messenger RNA. RefSeq names its product HIG1 hypoxia inducible domain family member 1C (gene Higd1c). Gene Ontology annotation, cellular component: mitochondrion. Gene Ontology annotation, biological process: mitochondrial respirasome assembly. NCBI's taxonomy places the organism in Eukaryota, Metazoa, Chordata, Mammalia, Rodentia, Sciuridae. The record is from RefSeq and is a predicted model, not a curated record.
AAAAAAUGUCUUCAGAUAACCAGUGGUCAGCAGAGGAGGAGGAAGGCCAAUUAUCCCGACUGAUCAGGAAAUCGAGAGACUCUCCCUUUUUCCCUGUAGGUAUAGCAGGCUUUGUGGCUGUGGUAUCCUAUGGUCUUUACAAGUUAAAGUACAGAAGAGAUCAGAAAAUGUCCAUUCAUCUUAUUCACAUGCGAGUUGCUGCACAAGGAUUUGUUGUAGGAGCUGUGACUAUAGGUGUUCUCUAUUCUAUGUAUAAGGAUUACAUUAAACCACGAUUCUUCAAUGCAUCCAAAAAAUGAAGCUAUCUGAUGGAAGCAAGAAAGACAAGAGGCUUUGGAAAACUUUUAUUAUGAAGAAUGAAUUUUCUUUGAAAAACUAUUAUGAAAAAUGAAACUGCAGAAACAUCAGCAAGAAUUCUCAUAACCUUUGUAUAUUAUUUCCAAAGCUUUAAUAAGUUGAUUUCCAGAUCAACAGUCAUAGUCACUUUAUU